UGCUGCACCAACAGUAGAAGGCAAAUUCACCCGCCUCACCUACCAACGCUCCCUAUCCCAAAUCCCCCUAAUCUUCUCCUUUCCUUUUCCCUCCCCGCUGGUUUUUUUUUUCGUACCAUGGGUUCCGAUGACCGGGGCCGCAAAAAGAGAAAAUGUGGAUCAGUGUGCUAUUCGAUUCCGGGGCGUAAUGUUGUCGGUGCUACGCGAUCAUACCGUGCCGUAGCAAUGGACGUGUGGACCAUGUGCGCGAUCGAUGCAACCGGUCGGUACAAACGGACGACGACGACGACGACGCCCGGAAGUCUACGAUGGAUGACGGUCGGCGUUGCUGUGCUCUUGCUACUGGCCACCAUCAGCAGUGUUGUGCAGUGUCAAACGUUUAUACGGCGAACGGCGAACGUUUGCCGUACGGACGAUGAAUGUCCGGUGCAGGCGUACUGCGAACGGUACAACUCGGUCCACGAGUAUGGCGUUUGUUCGUGCAUGGCCGGUUACUUCGCCGUGACAGACAGUAAUAACACGCGUCGAUGCUUAAGAGCGGCAACCGAUAUUGGGGACUACUGUCUACACAACGACCAGUGCCAGUAUACGCUGAGUACGGGCAAUUCGGAAUGCCGUGACAAUUCCUGCCAAUGCGUGGAUGGAGCGCACUACGUCGAGCGGGAGAAACGUUGCUACAAGACGAGCUUUCUGGGCGAAUACUGUCGGCUGACGAACAAUUGCAUCGGAAAUGAUACGUACUGUCGGGAUGGGAUCUGCGUGUGUACACCGGGCAAACAUCCGAAUACGGACCGUAACAGGUGUUUGCACGAUGCGAAACUCGGUGAUCAGUGUUAUCGGGAUGAGGAAUGCGUGACGGAUAAUUCGCGCUGUGCACAGGAGAUCUGUACGUGUCGCGUCAGUCACGUGCUGAACGAGAUGCGGAAUCGCUGUUUGCCCAUUGCGAGCAAAAUUUAUGAUCUCUGCGAGGAAAACAUUCAAUGUCUGUACAACAUUCCCCAUUCGCAGUGCCGCAUUACAACCGGAACGGAUGGCAUUACUGCGGGCCGGUGUACGUGCGCUAGCCGAUUCCACGAGGCAGGAUUUAAAUGUGUUUCUUCGGUACACUUGAACGGAAUCUGUGAGGUGAACGACAAUUGUAUCGAUCGGGACACGAGUUGCUAUCAUGGGCGCUGCCGCUGUAUCGAUCAUAUGAUCGAGGUAGAUGGAAUAUGCUCCGGUACAUCAGCAUUGCAACGCAGCAGCAUUGUGCUCGGUGGGGUAACACUUGCCGUACUGGGCAAAUGGUAUUACAUCAGCUGACCAUGGACACACGGCUGGGUGGCUUACAAAAUCGCGCACAUUACACCAAAACAUCAAACAAUCUCAUACGUACUUGUAGUGGUUAGCUUAAAAUACUCAACAGUGAAGGUAAAAACGAAGCUACAUUCAAAUCUUUUAGUUCGAUACUAAUUUAUAAAUGGAAAAAAGAAUCACCUCAUUCAUUCUCACCAAAUGGAAACCAAUGAACUGUGUUUACACUGCUAUGUCGCUUAAUUUUUGAAAAUGGUUUAUACAUUCGUAAUUGUACUUAAUAAGAAAUAAAAACACAUUGUUAUAAGUGAUGUUCAAAUGUA
Anopheles funestus (African malaria mosquito) is the source of this 1616-nucleotide messenger RNA. RefSeq names its product prion-like-(Q/N-rich) domain-bearing protein 25. The record is from RefSeq and is a predicted model, not a curated record. Lineage: Eukaryota; Metazoa; Arthropoda; Insecta; Diptera; Culicidae. The coding region runs from base 118 to 1302 and encodes 394 amino acids. The transcript is spliced from 5 exons.